This is a messenger RNA of Mustela lutreola (European mink), 505 nucleotides long. RefSeq names its product nucleoporin p58/p45-like. The record is from RefSeq and is a predicted model, not a curated record. NCBI's taxonomy places the organism in Eukaryota, Metazoa, Chordata, Mammalia, Carnivora, Mustelidae. Bases 171 to 452 code for a protein of 93 amino acids. The transcript is spliced from 5 exons.
AUGGUUCUCUGUAGCGGUAUGCCAAAGGGAAUGUGAGAACGCCAGCUACUACAUCUGCAUCUACAACAGGUUUCAGUUUAGGAUUCAGUAAACCUGCCGCAUCUGCCACACCAUUUGCUCUCCCUAUUACUUCUACCUCAACUAGUGGUCUAACUCUUUCAUCUGCUCUGAUGUCAACUCCAGCAGCAUCUACAGGAUUUACCCUAAGUAAUUUGGGUGGAACAACAGCUACAACUACUACCCCAUCAACAAGCCUUUCCUUAGGGGGAGCCUUAGCUGAUUUGGGAGGUUCACUUUUCCAGAGUUCAAAUACAGCCACAUCAGGACUUGGACAGACUGCUUUAGGCUUGACUUUGGGAACCACAGCAGCUGCUUCAACUGCAGGCAAUGAAGGUCUUGGUGGUAUAGAUUUUAGUACCUCAUCAGAUAAAAAGAGGAUAGUAAAGCACUGAAGGAUGAAAAUCUCCCUCCUGUCAUCUGCCAGGAUGUUGAAAACCUCCAGUAA